GCCACCAAAGAAUUCACACAGGGGAAAAGUCGUAUUGCUGUUCUGAAUGUGGCAAAAUGUUUCCACAGAAAAAAUGUCUUCAGAGCCACCAAAGAAUUCACACAGGGGUGAAUUUGUAUUGCUGUUCUGAAUGUGGCAAACAGUUUUUACAGAGAGGCCAUCUUCAGAGCCACCAAAGAGUUCACACAGGAGAGAAGCCAUAUUGCUGUUCUGAAUGUGGUAAAAAAUUUUCACAGAGAAGCAGUCUUAAGAAACAUCAAAGAAUUCACUCAGGAGAGAAGCUCUAUUGCUGCUUUGAAUGUGGUAAACAAUUCUCUCGCAGUAGUUAUCUUAAGAAACACAUUAUAACUCACACAGGGGAGAAGCCAUAUUGCUGUUCUGAAUGUGGAAAAAAGUUUUCACAGAGCGGCCAUCUUCAGAGCCACCAGAGAAUUCACACAGGAGAGAAGCCAUAUUGCUGUUCUGAAUGUGGGAAAAAGUUUUCACAGAAGCGCUAUCUUCAGAGCCACCAAAGAAUUCACACAGGGGAGAAGCCAUUUUGCUGUUCUGAAUGUGGGAAAAAGUUUUCAACGAGAGGCUAUCUUGAGAGCCAUCAUAGAAUUCACUCAGGAGAGAAACCCUAUUGCUGCUUUGAAUGUGGUAAACAAUUCUCUCUCAGUAAUUAUCUUCAGAGACAUAUUAGAACUCACACAGGGGAGAAGCCGUAUUGCUGUUCUGAAUGUGGUAAAAAGUUUUCAGAAAGAAGCAGUCUUCAGAGCCACCAAAGAAUUCACACAGGGGAGAAGCCAUUUUGCUGUUCCGAAUGUGGGGAAGAAUUCUCGCGCCAUAGUAAUUUCCUAAAACACAUUAAAAUUCACUAACGAGCAAAGCCAUAUUGCUGUUUGAAUGUGGUAAACGAUUCUCUCUCAGUAGUUAUGUUCAGAGACACAUUAGAACUCACACAUGAUAGAAGCUGUAUUUCUUUUUUGAAUGUUGCAAAAAGUUUUCAUAAAGAAGCUGGCUUCAGCGAUAUCAAAGAAUUCAUUUGAGAGAAAACAUUUACAGAAACUCCCCCACAUUGUCCACAGCUGAACACAGUACAUUAUGCUAAGCAGCAUUAAAAGAGUAGAAAAAGUUUGACUAGAACAAAAAAAGAAAAAAAUGGGGAAACUACAAGUAAAGUGGUAAUUACAUUGCCCUCCUCCAACAGCCUCCUGUGAACACAGAACUUACCCUUGCAUGGCUUAUGAGGGGCGAACUAAAACAAAAAGGUGAACACCUAAACAUAGAAGCACAAUAAUUGUUGCUUCUACCAAAGAGAACUGUAAACAGUCAAACAUCUCAUUGCCAAGUGUGAGGUACUGAUUGCUGUAGGAUUAUACACUGCACAACACAACAACAUGGCCAAGCUCAUUCGCUGGAAACUCUGCAAGAAGUACAACUUACCAGCACCAGACAGUCACUGGCACCACAAAUCUGCCCGCACAAUGGAAAAUGAGGAGGUGCAGGUCACUUGUAGCACAGCAAUACUGACUGACUGAAAAACAGAGGCCAGAAAACCAGAUGUAAUUAUCAAAGAAAACCAGUCUAACAAAGCCUGAAUAAUAUAGGUAUUAAUUCCUAGUGGUUACUCAGUCCCAAGAAUGGAGAUGCUAAAAAGUAACAAAAUACCAUCUGAGAUAUGCCAAAUGAAAUAUGGGACACACAAAAAAAAAAUUGUUCAUGUUGUUCUAGGAUCAACAUGACUGAUGAAGAAAAACUUUUAGGCCCAUCUUAACAAAUCACAAUACCUCCAUAUGACCUGCAAAAAGAAUCCUUAAUAGGAACAAUGCAGGUUCUACACAAAGUCCUUGUGGGAAACUUGAGAGUGAGAAAUUAAGUAUUAUAAUGAGACUGUCCUGAUUAAAGAGUGAAGUUCACUCCUGUUUUGAUAGUAAGCACACCAAGAAAAUUUGGAAAAAUUAAACCUGAGAGAAGCUGAAUUGCUGUUCUGAAUGUGGUAAACAAUUUUGACACAGAAAUACUCUUUUGAUCCACACUAAAAUUCACAAAGGAGAGAAGCCAUAUGCGUUUUCUGAAUGUGGCAAACAGUUUUCAUGAAGGAACAACCUUUUGGAUACAACAGCAGCAUUUAUUUGUAUUGCACAUUUUCAUACAAACAGUGUUGCUUAAUCUGCUUUACAAGAUGAAAUAAAAAGGAAUAUCUUAUAUAUAA
This is a messenger RNA of Erpetoichthys calabaricus (reedfish), 2194 nucleotides long. Its product is annotated as gastrula zinc finger protein XlCGF49.1-like. The record is from RefSeq and is a predicted model, not a curated record. Gene Ontology annotation, biological process: regulation of transcription by RNA polymerase II; central nervous system development. The coding region runs from base 57 to 860 and encodes 267 amino acids. Gene Ontology annotation, cellular component: nucleus. Gene Ontology annotation, molecular function: RNA polymerase II cis-regulatory region sequence-specific DNA binding; DNA-binding transcription factor activity, RNA polymerase II-specific. The transcript has a single exon. NCBI's taxonomy places the organism in Eukaryota, Metazoa, Chordata, Cladistia, Polypteriformes, Polypteridae.